AAGUCAGGUUUCGGUCAUUUUUUGAAAUGGAAUCGCAUAGCCGCUUGACUCGUGAAUACAUUGUGUUAACUGUCAACAAACUCAAGAGUCUGACGUCGACGUGGAUUCUUUAAACCUUCGAAGUGAUGCGGGACUCGGACUUUUAGAGGAUUCAUCUUACUAAAUGUUUAGGAUAAAGGACACUCCGCCUUUAUCGUUGUCUCGUGCUGUUAGCUAGAACGCCACGGCUAAGAUAGCCAAACAGCUAAGUUAGCUAGGCAGCUAAGUUAGCUGGUGAAGUGUCCGGGAGACAAAUUCACGUUUUGUCAUUGCGACACUCUGACACAUUUAUAAACAUUAAGAUCGUCGAUAGAUUGUUCCUCCUGGUUGCUGGUCAUGGCUGACAGCAGCAUAGUGACGUUAGGGGCGGCUCGGAGUCUGCUGGUGGAUUCAUCAGUGUAUGAUUCAAGGAUGGGGGAAACCACAAGGGACCAUAUAUUCCUGGGCGCGGUGUGUGACGAUGGCGAAGACGCGCUGCCCAAAGUCGAGACGAGGAUAGUUCUCGUGGGACAAGCGGGAAAAAAUGCCGGGCUGGUCAAAGCACUGCAGACCAUACGAGUAAUGGAGGUACCCGUGGUAAAGUUAAGAGGAGGCGAGUCGUGUGCGGAAGACAAAACGAUGAUAAAGUCUAUAGUCAAUAUGGACAUCACAACUCCGUACAUAAUAGUGGACAACAUCCAAGUGUUUAAAGAGGAGAACGGCGUGGAUUUCGAGACCGUGUUUGUCCUGGCGGACUUUGACUGUCCAGAUUACACGGACCUCUACAAGCGAGACAACAGGAUUGUCGGUCCUCCCGUCGUGCUGCGCUGCGCUUUGAAGGACGAGCCGAUCCCGUUUUCAUGCCGACCUCUGUACUCCACCACCAUGCUGAACCUAUCUCUGUGCUUCACCGGUUUCAGGAAUAAAGAAGAAAUGAAAAACCUCGUGGGUCUGGUUCAUCACAUGGGGGGCAUCAUUCGCAAAGACUUCAGCACCAAGGUCACGCACCUUGUCGCCCACUCCACUCACGGAGAGAAGUACAGGCUGGCGGUGUGCAUGGGGACGCCUAUCCUCACUCCAUCAUGGAUAUACAAAGCAUGGGAGAGAAGAAACGACGUGUCCUUCUUUGCAGGAGAGGAGGCCUUCCGCACAGAAUUCAAAGUUCCUCCGUUCCAAGACUGCACCCUGAGUUUUUUGGGCUUCUCGGAGGAAGAGCGAGCCAACAUGCAAGAGAGGACUCUUAAACACGGUGGCAACUACCAGGAGGUUGGAAAUGAAAGAUGCACGCACAUGGUGGUGGAGGAAAACUCUGUGAAGGAGCUGCCAUUUUGUCCCUCCAAGAAAGUCUUUGUGGUCAAACAAGAGUGGUUCUGGGGGAGCAUUCAGAUGGAUGCUCGAGCAGGAGAGUCCAUGUAUCUCUACGAGAAGAACGACAGCCCGGCCAUGAAGAAGGCCGUGUCCCUCCUGUCCCUCUCCACCCCCAACAGUAACCGCAAGCGACGCCGUUUGAGGGACACGCUUGCCCAGCUCACCAAGGAGACAGAGAUUUCUCCCUUCCCGCCGCCGCGUAAAAGGCCCUCAGCCGAACAUUCCCUGUCCAUGGGCUCCCUGCUGGACAUCUCAAACACGCCCGACUCGUGUAAAGCCCUGGCCAGUACCAGUAUAGAGAGUUCAAAGUCCGCAGUCCUGCCCAAGCAAUCCGGUGCCCGCUGGCAAGUUUCCAAGGAGCUCUACCAAACGGAAAGCAACUACGUAGACAUCCUGAACACCAUACUCAAGCUCUUCAAGCUUCCGCUGGAAAAAGAAGGUCAAGUGGGCGGACCCAUCCUGGCGCCAGAAGAAAUCAAGACCAUAUUUGGCAGCAUCCCUGACAUCUACGAGGUUCACACCAGAAUAAAGAAUGACCUCGAGGAAGUGCUGAGAGAUUGGUCGGAAGACAGGAGCAUCGGAGACAUUGUCCUGAAAUAUUCCAAAGAGCUGGUGAAGGCCUACCCACCUUUUGUUAACUUUUUUGAAAUGAGCAAAGACACCAUCGUUCGCUGUGAGAAACAAAAGCCACGCUUCCACGCCUUUCUUAAGAUCAACCAGGCCAAGCCAGAGUGUGGCCGGCAGACCCUGGCAGAGCUCCUGAUCCGACCAGUGCAGCGACUCCCCAGCGUGGCUCUGCUUCUAAAUGACAUUAAGAAGCACACGUCGGACGACAACCCGGAUAAGCGGACGUUGGACAAAGCAAUUGAGUCUCUGAAGGAAGUUAUGACCCACAUCAACGAGGACAAGAGGAAGACCGACGGUCAGAAGCAGAUCUUUGAUGUGGUUUACGAAGUCGACGGAUGUCCUGCCAACUUGCUGUCGUCCCACCGUAGUCUGGUUUACAGAGUAGAAACCAUCACCUUGGGAGACCAACCAUGUGACCGCGGUGAACAUGUCACGCUCUUCCUCUUCACCGACUGCCUUGAGAUUGCCAGGAAGCGACACAAAGUCAUCAAUACUUUUAAGAAUCCUCUGGGACAAACCAGACCGCCGCCCCCCCUCAAGCACAUCGCUCUGAUGCCGCUUUCGCAAAUCCGGAGGGUCCUGGACCUGCAGGACACGGACGAAUGUGUCAACGCCUUCGCUCUCGUCGUCCGCCCGCCGACGGAACAGGAGAACACCUUGUUCAGCUUCCAGUUGGCCGGAGAGGACACCGUGAAAAGUUCCUGGCUUCGAACGCUGUGCCGCCAUGUCGCCAACACCAUCUGCCGGGCUGACGCGGGCGACUUGAUUCACAGCACAGAUCCAGAUUCCUUACAGGUCAAUACCAAAGACAUGGACAGCACCCUGAGCAAGGCCUCAAGAGCCAUCAAGAAGACCUCCAAAAAGGUGACGCGGGCGUUUUCCUUCACAAAGACUCCCAAGCGUGCCAUCCAGAGGGCGUUCAUGUCCAACACCACCCCAGAUGAGAAAAACCAGCAGCGCCUGACUUCGGAAAACCGCUGCAGCUCCACGCUGGCCAUGUCUCGCUCUGCCUCCACGUUCAGUUUGAGCGACUCCGCCAAAAGUGGCGGCACCGCCGUGCAACGCUCUAACUCUCUGGAACACCCUCCCGUCGGUGGCAGACUUCCUGUCUGCGUUCGUAGUCCUUGCAGCCCAGCAAACCGUAGCACCGUCCUCGUCAUGGACGCCCAAGGAAACCAAAGCCCCUUCCCCAGGAACCAGGCUAAAUCCCCCAUCCUCAAAGCUCAGUCGUCAGGCCUCCGACUUCCAACAUCCCAACGUUCUGCCGAUGCAGCUCGUCUCAACUCGGCUUUGGUUUCAACGACCGAGUCGCGUAGGGAUGCCCGGAUGCCCCUGAACCCUCUCAAGGAAGUCCUGUCCAGUCCUCGAAGGGAGACUCUGCUUUGAUCUCCAGUUUCAUUUUCCAGCACAUCAUUCCCCCGUGAAUCUAUCUUCUGUGUUUGAGAGGAGGUACCACACAUUCGGCCGAUCAAGUACUCAUCUCUUCUGAGAUCUUGCGUCAUCGCACCCCUAUUUUGUGUCUUUGAUUGUAUGUAUGUGUGUAUAUACAGUAUAUCGUUAUAUCGUAUAUGUAGUUGAUCCUUCAUGUUCUACACAGUGUCUGUAUAUACAUAUAUGUUUACUAAUAUAGCCUACUUCUUGCUACUUUUUCUUACCAUGUGACCAAGACCCGUUAUCUGUUAUUUGAUGUUUUGGUUGUUAUUGGUUUUUUUUUUUAACAAUCAUAAAAUCCAGAAAACGGUGUCAUUUUAUGUCCUAAAAAUGCACUACAGCCUUUGUUUUUAAUUUUUAAUAAGUAUUCUCUUUGUAAUGUUUUCGAGUGUGUGCGUAUUUAUUCUUUUAAAAUACAUCCAUAUUAAACCUAGGCCGACAUCACAAUUUUUUGAUUUUCAUAUUUGUCUACUAAUGUUGAUUAUUUGGUAUAAACUUUUAUUGGAACCGAAUGUGCAUUGUUUCUCACACCAAUUCAUAUUCAAUGACUUUAUGGAAUUAUAUUUCAUGUUUCAGUAUGGCAGUAGUGUACCAAUAAAUUCAUAAGAAACUCAAAUCUUAAACCAACUUCAGCUGUCCCAACUGUACGUCCCUUUGAGGUACGUAUAUAUGCUAAGAAUUUAUAUAGUAUAUUUCUAUUUAUAUAUAUAAUCUUUGCUCUUUUUUCACCAUUUUUGCUGGCUUUUUUUUUUACAGUUCUCAAUAUUUCAGUCUACAUUUUCUUGUGAUAUGACUUCAUUCUUAUAAUUGUAUACCUUUUUGCAAAAGUUAAUUUCCAAAAAAAU
This is a messenger RNA of Doryrhamphus excisus (bluestripe pipefish), 4289 nucleotides long. RefSeq names its product epithelial cell transforming 2 (gene ect2). Gene Ontology annotation, biological process: intracellular signal transduction; nervous system development; mitotic cytokinesis. Gene Ontology annotation, cellular component: nucleus; cell cortex. NCBI's taxonomy places the organism in Eukaryota, Metazoa, Chordata, Actinopteri, Syngnathiformes, Syngnathidae. Gene Ontology annotation, molecular function: GTPase activator activity; guanyl-nucleotide exchange factor activity. The record is from RefSeq and is a predicted model, not a curated record.